AAGCGUUAUCACACAGUAGACCUUUUCGUCCUCGUGUCCCGAGGAGUCCAUCGUCUUCUCAGGUGUUCUUUGUUCCUGUCUGUGUUUGUAGAACCUCUGCAUUGAGAACACCUGCAUCGCUGCUCACGAUAAGACGGGACGCUACGCCACCAUGUUCACGGUGGACAAAGUGCUCACGCCACCGAUGGGAACCGUCAUGGACGUCCUGAAGGCAGACGACCGCUUCAGCCUCCUGGUCGGAGCCGUCCAGACCGCCGGUAUGACGGAGCUGCUGAACCAGCAGGGGGCGCUGACCUUCUUCGCUCCCACCAACGACGCCUUCAACGUUCUCCCUCAGCCCGAUCUCAACAGGCUGAUGCGUAACCCUCAGGAGCUGUCGGCUGUGCUCCGGUAUCACCUGGGGGAGGGCAUGCUGGUCAGUGGAGGAGUGGAAGGAUCUCACACCAGAGUCAAACCUCUGCAGGGAGAGAAACUGGAGCUGGGCGUGCGUAACUACACAGUGUACGUCAACAAGGUCCCGGUCGCUGACGCAGACCUGAUGGCGACUAACGGAAUCGUCCACGCCGUCAACAGUAUCAUCAAACCUCUGCCUCCGAAGGUGGACAGAGAACAGGCCGAUGGACCUGCAGCUGCCUUCAGACCGGCGGCUUCCUCCGUGGUGGACUCCAAGAGCUUCAGGAACGACGAAAUGUUCCAGAAGGUCGUCCGCAGUCGCUCCAGCAGGACGAUGACCCAGUAGAACCCAGAAGAACAUCUGAGGAACCAAAGAACACAAAUGGUUCUGGUCUUGAAGAAAAAAUCCCCCUGAAGUCUUUUAACAUCUGAAACAGAAACGACUUCAAACCGCUUCUAUAAUAACAGUUAUUAACGUCCAGCUGAGCGCUUCAUGUUUCAGUGUUUUCUGAAGGAUUCCACAACUUCUAAACAAAAGGAAACCUCGUGAUGAAUGAGCCUCAUUUAAUAAUCUUAUUCACAAAGAUCAGCGCUGAUACGGUAGCUAUUGAUUGUUUUGUCCCAUUAUUAGUUUUAUUAUUAUUAUUUUGUCUUCAGUAAAGAGACCUAGCAGUUCAACCAGUUAUUAGGACCAGUGUGAAUGUGUAUCAGUGAUCAACAUAUGUUUGAGGAUCUCAGGGGGAUUUUUAUUCACUUUGUGGAGAAAGAAGAAGAAAUAAUGUUGUUUUUUAUUAUAAUUUUUACCGACUGUUUUGUUUUCUUUGUACUGUAAAAAUGUCACUUCUGAAAUCCAAAGUUUGAACUUUCACAUGUAAAACUUUUGUAAAGUGUGUUUUUCUAGUUGUGUACUCUGCGUGUUGUCGUCCUACAGCAUGUCAGCAGGUCUGAGCUCAAACUAACAAACAAACCUGUUGGAUUCAUGGAGCUUUUUAGGAUGUUUUUUGUAAAAUAAAACCGGAAAAUGAGCUCUAGAAAAGUUGUGUGUGUGUGUGUGUGUGUGUGUGUGUGUGUGUGUGUGUGUGUGUCCCCUGCGUGCUUCCUCUCACUGGCCCUGAAGGCGGAUCAGAGUUCUGAAACAUUAACGUGGUCCAGGUGAGAUCAACAGAACUUCUUGUUAACAGACUUUAAUGUGAAGCAGUGAACGUCUCACUGAGAGAACCUUCAGUUUCCUGCAGAGGGAAAAACACAGAAUGUAAGAAAGUAAAAGAACAACAACUAUGAAUGAUGAACGUGUUCAGGAGACACUGAACAUGUCUCCAUAUUUAAAGGACAUAUGAAAUAUGGACGUAUUGUAGCAAACAGUUGGUCACUGAGACCUUUACUUUGAAACCUUUCAGGUCUCAGGUGGAGCUCAUUUCAGAAAACAGAAACAGAAGAUUUAAAUGUUGAAAUGUUCAUGUUGAAUCUAGAAUAUGAAGUUAGUCACAGUGAAGACUUUCUUUCUAAAGUGAUGAAGCUGCAGAAAUAUGAGCGUCUACUUUGAAGUAACUUCAUCUUAAAUCAACACGUUCAAUUUAUUAAAUCAACUCAUUCUGA
Molecule: messenger RNA, 1989 nt
Organism: Anarrhichthys ocellatus (wolf-eel)
Lineage: Eukaryota; Metazoa; Chordata; Actinopteri; Perciformes; Anarhichadidae
Product: transforming growth factor-beta-induced protein ig-h3-like
Exons: 7
Coding region: 152-739 (195 amino acids)
Biological process (GO): cell adhesion; extracellular matrix organization
Cellular component (GO): extracellular matrix
Molecular function (GO): cell adhesion molecule binding
Source: RefSeq, a predicted model, not a curated record